UUUUGAUUCUUCCUUCCUUCUUUUGUUGUUCGUUUUUAGUGAUCAAGAAGGCUGCUCUUAUCUUCUACGUUUAGUUAGCAUUGCACAACGAAGAAGAAAUUGACUUGCUAGAGUUUGAUAAAUAUUAAGUCCUCCAGUCCACGAUUUCUAUAUUCAAAUAUGGAGGAGGGCGAGAAGCAUGGGGAAGAAGCGACAAGCAACAAGACGGCGCAAUGCUCGGUGAUCUCCAUCUACCAGGCCAAUAUCGUUGGGGUGCCCCGAAAUGUGACCGUUGUUUGGAGCAAGAACCUCAUGAACCACUCCCUCUCAGUCUCCGUGGAGAAGUCCAACGGCGACAGCCCGUUGACGUGCAAGGUGGAGCUAAAGCCGUGGCCCUUUUGGAGCAAGAAGGGCUUCAAGUCCUUGGAGAUCGACGGCGAGCGCGUCGAUCUCUACUGGGACCUCCGGUCGGCGAAGUUCUCGAACGGGCCGGAGCCCUCCGGAGGCCACCACUACGUUGCGCUUGUAUGCAACGAGGAAGUCGUCCUCCUGCUGGGCGACUGCAAGAAGGAAGCCUACAGGAGAACCAAAUGCAGGCCUGCGCUGGAGAGCGCCGCAUUGGUGUCCAGGAGGGAGAACGUCUUCGGGAAGAAGUGUUUCACGACGAGGGCAAGAUUUGAUGAGAGGAAGAAGGAGCACGACAUCGUCGUGGAGAACUCGAUCUCAGGGCCCCAGGAUCCGGAGAUGUGGAUCAGCAUCGAUGGCGUCGUCCUGAUCCAUGUGAGCAACCUCCAAUGGAAGUUCCGGGGGAAUGAGACGGUGCUCGUCGAGAAGGUGCCGGUGCAGGUGUUCUGGGACGUGCAUGACUGGCUCUUCGGGUCCCCGGGAACGGGGCAUGCCUUGUUUAUAUUCAAGCCGGCUGCAGAGGGAGACCGCAAUGGCAAUCCAAGCUCUCCAGCUCCAGAGUUUUGCUUCUUUCUUUGCGCUUGGAAGACGGAGUGAUGUUCGAGCACUGGAAUGUCUCAAAAGAAACAUGAUAUGAGAGGUCUGGGACUGGGACGAUGCUUUCGAUCUGAAUGCUGAAAGAGCUCUCUCCCUCCUUAACACUUCCAUGCGAUGUAACUUUUGAAUUCUGGAUGAUGUGAUGAUGGAGCAACCCGUCGUUCAAUCAUUAACAAUAUUAUUGAACUGAACUGCAGGAUACUUUACAAUAUCGUAUCGGGUGGUUGUUUUGAUU
Messenger RNA from Phoenix dactylifera (date palm), 1216 nucleotides. RefSeq lists its product as uncharacterized. Lineage: Eukaryota; Viridiplantae; Streptophyta; Magnoliopsida; Arecales; Arecaceae. The record is from RefSeq and is a predicted model, not a curated record.